AUGAUACAGUCAGACAAAGGAGCAGAUCCACCAGACAAAAAGGACAUGAAGCUUUCUCCAGCAACCAAUCCGGAGAAUGGCCUGUCCCAAAUCCUGAGGCUCGUGCUGCAAGAGCUGAGUCUGUUCUACAGCCGAGACGUGAAUGGAGUGUGUCUUUUAUAUGAUCUCCUUCAUUCCCCGUGGCUGCAGGCUCUGCUAAAGGUCUAUGACUGUCUCCAUGAAUUUAAAGAAAAGAAACUAGUUCCCACCACACUCCAUGCACAGGCAUUAUCCUCUGAGGUAGUAGAGCUGCUACGUGAAACCCCUAAAUCCCCUGAGAUCCGAGAGCUGAGACAAAUCCUCCAAGGUCCACACUUUAAGGCCUUGCUCAGUGCCCAUGACACGGUAGCUCAGAAAGAUUUUGAGCCCCUUCUCCCCCCACUGCCAGACAAUAUCCCUGAGAGUGAGGAAGCAAUGAGGAUUGUUUGCUUGGUGAAAAACCAACAGCCCCUGGGAGCUACCAUCAAGCGCCAUGAGAUGACAGGGGACAUCCUGGUGGCCAGGGUCAUCCAUGGCGGGCUGGCCGAGAGGAGUGGGUUACUAUAUGCUGGAGACAAACUGGUGGAAGUGAAUGGAGUUUCAGUCGAGGGGCUGGAUCCUGAGGAAGUGAUCCAUAUUCUGGCCAUGUCUCGUGGCACAAUCAUGUUUAAGGUGGUUCCAGUUUCUGACCCUCCUGUGAAUAGCCAGAAGAUGGUGUACGUUCGUGCCAUGACUGAGUACUGGCCCCAGGAAGAUCCCACCAUCCCCUGCAUGGAUGCUGGAUUACCUUUCCAAAAGGGAGACAUCCUCCAGAUUGUGGACCAGAGUGAUGCUCUCUGGUGGCAGGCCCGGAAGAUCUCAGACCUUGCUACCUGUGCUGGGCUAAUCCCUUCUAACCACCUUCUGAAGAGGAAACAGAGGGAAUUCUGGUGGUCUCAGCCCUACCAGCCUCACAGCUGCUUCAAAUCAACCAUAUCAAUUUCUAUGGAAGAAGAGGAUGACAUGAAGAUUGAUGAGAAAUGUGUGGAAGCAGAUGAAGAAACAUUUGAGUCUGAGGAACUUUCAGAAGACAAGGAGGAAUUUGUUGGCUAUGGUCAGAAGUUCUUUAUCGCUGGCUUCCGCCGCAGCAUGCGCCUCUGUCGCAGGAAGUCGCACCUCAGCCAGCUUCACGCCAGUGUGUGCUGCACCGGCAGCUGCUAUAGGGCAGUGGGCACCCCUUAUGAGGAGGUGGUGCAGUACCAGCGACAUCCUUCAGACAAGCACCGCCUCAUCGUGCUCGUAGGACCUUCUGGCGUUGGAGUGAAUGAACUGAGAAGACAACUUAUUGAAUUCAAUCCCAACCAUUUUCAAAGUGCUGUGCCACAUACUACUCGUUCCAAAAAGAGUUAUGAAAUAAAUGGGCGUGAGUAUCACUAUGUGUCAAAGGAAACAUUUGAGAGCCUCAUGUAUAGCCACAGGAUGCUGGAGUAUGGUGAGUACAAAGACCACCUGUAUGGCACUAGUGUGGAUGCUGUUCAAGCAGUCCUUGAUGAAGGGAAGAUCUGUGUCAUGGACUUAGAGCCUCAGGGUAUUCAAGUGGCGCGAACCCGUGAACUGAAGCCUUAUGUCAUAUUUAUAAAGCCCUCUAACAUGAGUUGUAUGAAACAAUCUCGGAAAAAUGCCAAGAUCAUUACUGACUACUUUGUGGACAUGAAGUUCAAGGAUGAAGACCUACAAGAGAUGGAAGAUUUAGCCCAAAAAAUGGAGACUCAGUUUGGCCAGUUUUUUGAUCACGUGAUUGUGAAUGGUAACUUGCAAGAUGCAUGUGCCCAGUUGUUGUCUGCCAUACAGAAAGCUCAGGAGGAGCCUCAGUGGGUCCCAGCAACUUGGAUUUCUUCUGAUACUGAGUCUUAA
This is a messenger RNA of Cynocephalus volans (Philippine flying lemur), 1911 nucleotides long. RefSeq names its product MAGUK p55 scaffold protein 4 (gene MPP4). Gene Ontology annotation, molecular function: protein binding. The coding region runs from base 1 to 1911 and encodes 636 amino acids. Gene Ontology annotation, cellular component: plasma membrane; adherens junction. The record is from RefSeq and is a predicted model, not a curated record. The transcript has 22 exons. NCBI's taxonomy places the organism in Eukaryota, Metazoa, Chordata, Mammalia, Dermoptera, Cynocephalidae.